Molecule: messenger RNA, 788 nt
Organism: Prunus avium (sweet cherry)
Lineage: Eukaryota; Viridiplantae; Streptophyta; Magnoliopsida; Rosales; Rosaceae
Source: RefSeq, a predicted model, not a curated record
GAGAUAGAGAGAUAGAGAGUGAGAGAAAGGGAGGCAAGUAACACAAGUUACAAGCCUACAAGCCUACAAGCAUGGGCAUGGAUAGGCAUUGGCAUUGCCUUUCUCUCUGCCUGCUUCUCGUCCUCGUAUUACCUAAUGCCUAUGCAGCAAAUGAUGCCCCAGAUUUGAAGAGUAAGCGGCUUUGCAGCCAGUGCUCCAAAUGUGAUUCAAGUAAAUGCCCUGCAAGUGAAGCCUACCCCCAUAUGACAGCAUUUGAUGACACUCUUAUUGCUGGUGCUUUACAGUCUGACUAUGUGGACUUGAAUGACAAAGGAAUUUACUCAGUGCCAGAUAUCAAAGGUGGCCAAUCAGCAAAACUAAAUGCUUAUUUUGGCUGGAAAUCUACUUCUGGUUCAGCUUCUGGUUAUCACAGGUUUAGCAACUACAUGGACAAAUGUUCAGGUGGACAAACUUACCUCACUGUGGACAAGCAUGGCAAGGUUAGUCUUCAGUUGUUGAGCUCGCUAAAAAACUUGGCAGAGGCUGACUGGAAAUCAAUUAAUCCACCCAAGAAACUAAAUCACCGCGAGUUCCGCUUCUGGGUCUCUCGCAGUACAGGAAAAUGCCUCACUGUAUUUGGAGGCAACACAAAGAAACGAACUGUAGGUGUGGCCGAGUGCAAGUUUGAUGGCUCAAACCCGUACCAGCUGUUUGCCUUCCGCUUUCAUUACCACAAAGCCUUCUGUUGUUGCGGUGUUCACAAUGAGUGAUGAAUUAUGUUUUAAAAGAGCCUAAACUCAAAGCUCUAA